AUGGUUCGAGUGCAGCAACAACAGAAGCGAGAGACAGAACGGCCGCUGCCUCAAGAGAUGGCGAGUCAGGAGGUGGCAGAAGGGAACGCCCUCUAUCAGACUCGCGGGGAGGAGAAAAUGCCAGCAGCAGAACGCGCAGCACCACAGUUUCACCCACAGAAGAUUCUACAACCAGCAGGAAAACGGGGCUCUCCACCACCUCAUCCGCCGAAGAUUCGGUCACACGUAGGAGAACGAGACCAACCACAACCUCAGCAGAUGGAGAUUCUGUCACAAGUAGAACCCCAAGAGCUACCUCUACUUCUGGAGGGGAUUCCGUCACAAGCAGAAGGGCACGAUCUCCUACUACACAGUCCAGUGCUGAGUCUGUCACCAGCCGAAGACCUACGCCCACUGGAACAUCAGCAUCAGGAGAAACUGGCACAACCAGGAGAAAAAGAUCUACGACAACGGAAUCAGAUGAAGCCUCUACAGCAACUGGAACUACAAGGCACACCACUACGGCACCGGACGGCUCCGGCACACCCGGCGAACACGACCAACUACAACCCAAGAGGAUUCUGUGACAACCAGAAGAACAAGACCUACGGCAACGGAAGAGGACUCUGUGACAACCAGAAGAACGAGGUCUACGACAGCGGAAGAGGAAUCUGUGACGAGGAGGAGAACGAGACCUACGACAACGGAAGCGGAAUCUGUGACAACGAGGAGAACGAGACCUACGACAACGGAAGAGGAGUCUAUGACAACGAGGAGAACAAGGCCUACGACACCGGAAGACGACUCUGUGACAACGAGGAGAACGAGACCUACGACAACGGAUGCGGACUCUGUGACGACCAGACGAACAAGACCUACGACAACGGAAGGGGACACUCUGACAACCAGAAGAACAAGGCCUACGACAACGGAGGCGGACUCUGUGACAACCAGGAGAACACGACCUACGACAACGGAAGCGGACUCUGUGACAACCAGAAAAGCAAGGUCUACGACAACGGAAGAGGACUCUGUGACAACCAGGAGAACAAGACCUACGACAACGGAAGAGGACACUGUGACGAGAACACGACCUACAACAACGGAAGCGGACUCUGUGACAUCCAGAAGAACACGACCUACGACAACGGAAGAGGACUCUGUGACAACCAGAAGAACAAGACCUACGACAACGGAAGGGGACACUGUGACGAGGAGAACACGACCUACAACAACGGAAGCGGACUCUGUGACAACCAGAAGAACACGACCUACAACAACGGAAGAGGACUCUGUGACAACGAGGAGAGCACGGCCUACAACAACGGAAGAGGACUCGGUGACAACGAGGAGAACAAGGCCUACACCAACGGAAGAGGACUCUGUGACAACCAGAAGAACAAGACCUGCGGCAACAGAUGA
Molecule: messenger RNA, 1401 nt
Organism: Eimeria acervulina
Lineage: Eukaryota; Apicomplexa; Conoidasida; Eucoccidiorida; Eimeriidae
Exons: 2
Coding region: 1-1401 (466 amino acids)
Source: RefSeq, a predicted model, not a curated record